UGUCCCCACACCUGUGUCCCUUCCCGUGGCAGGGGGUGUCUGCUGGCCGUGGGUGCCACCACACCUGUGUCCCUUCCCCUGUCACACACCUGUGUCCCCUCCCAGGUGGGCCCCGCCCCGUGGCCUUGCUUUGGUCUAUAAGUGCCCGGUGAAGUCCCCGGCCCAGCCCGGGAGGUGACGGGAGGUGACGGCGAUGGCGUCGGCGCUGCUGGUGACGCUGGUGGCCGCGGUGGCCGUGCUGGCCGCGGGGGUGGAGGCGCAGUGCCCCAAACCCGCUGAGCUGCGGCCCGUCAACGGCACGCGGGUGUGCGCCCAGCUCUACGCCGACAACAGCCCCUACUACGACCAGUGCUGCGCCGGGGACGUGCUGCUGGUGCCACCCGACAGCGACGCGCCCUACAUGCCCCGAGGCUGGUCCGCCCGCGCCUCCUCCCUCGUGGUGGGCACCAGGUGCGAGCUCACCGUGUGGUCGCGCCGCGGCAAGAAGGGCGACAAGCACAAGUUCGGUGCCGGCGCGGUGCCGCGGCUGCAGGAGGUGCGCCGGGGGCUCUUUGGGGACUGGAACGACGCCAUCCGGGGCUACUACUGCACCUGCAAGUGAGCGGCGGCGCCGGGG
Molecule: messenger RNA, 616 nt
Organism: Poecile atricapillus (Black-capped chickadee)
Lineage: Eukaryota; Metazoa; Chordata; Aves; Passeriformes; Paridae
Gene: SYCN
Product: syncollin
Exons: 1
Coding region: 194-601 (135 amino acids)
Biological process (GO): exocytosis
Cellular component (GO): secretory granule membrane
Source: RefSeq, a predicted model, not a curated record